CUUCCCCCGGCGUGCAACCGCUUCAAGCGGAUGGACUCAACGCUGCCGCGCAAGCCGCUGCAAGCGGCACGCGCGAGGCAUGGAGCCCUCAGCAAGAGGUUCCCCUCCAUCUUCUCGAGGUCCUCAAAGCGCGCGCCCGCAAACGGCGCGCUCCGGGCAGAGCGCGCGGAGCGCGACCUCCAAGAAUGCUGAGGAGUACAUCAUCUCGACGCAGAAGGUGAAUGACCCAGAUGAGCUUCCGAAGCUGGACACCAAGAUGCAGAGCUUGGAGAAGGACGGACAGACCGUGAAGAUGCCGUCACAGACCAACGUGUGUGCCUUGCAGCUCUGGGAAGUCUACUUGGCCGUGGCCAUUCUAUGCAUCCAGCCGCACUCUGACGUGCUGCACUUCCACAUCAAAGCGCUCUGUGAGCACGACGAGGACACGCAGCUGUGCGAAGCCGUGUUGCGGGAGCACUUGACCUGCUACAACGUAUUGGACGUGACACAGGAGACGUCCUUUGUGAGCUUUUUCGAGGAGUACAUGCGCCGGAAGUUUCAGCUUUCGUUCAAUCGGGACAACCUCAUGCAUUACAUUACGGACAUCAUGGAUGAUUCCUACUCUGGCUACAACGACAUCCCCCGGACCUUUCUGUUGGGCCCCUACGUUCAGGCCUUUCUUCUGCAAGACCGAUUUUUCGAGGGUCAGUACGACGAGAUGGUAGAUGCCAUGCGCAUGUACAACCUUCCGGUGAAUGAUGUGCUGAAGGAUGGGGAGGAGGAGAUCGGGGCAGACACCCAGGCUGUGAACUUCGACCAAGCCAGGAUGUAUGACGAUCCGAGCUUGAUCCUGAAGAAGCACGGGGGCUGGGCCCUGGGCAAGCCUGCACCGCUGCUCACCAAGAAGGACCAGCUCAUCAUGCGCCUUACCGGAUGCACCCUGGAUCAGCUUCUGGCCGGGCGCGACGUGCCAGAUUCCCCAAGAACAAACAUUCUUUCCCCAGAGGGACGACUGGCCGCGACUGCUGAAUCUGCCGAGAAGGAGAAGGCAGAGGAUGAGGACCAAGAGCCUGCCGAUGAUGGUGCCAGUGAGGGCAGCUCUCACGUCUCAGACUACAAGGUGGACCCCGAGCAUCCCAAGAUCGUGCCUUUCGGCCUGUCGCUGUCUGAGGCUUACGUGCUGAUUCGCGGCCUGCUGAUUGGCAUGACUGCUCGUCGGCAGGAUUGGAGCGGCAGUGUGGUGGGCCAGCGGUUGACCAGGCACUACCGAGACGGCCACAUGCUUUGCGGCGCGGUUCUCUGCGACCUUUACAUGCGAGAGCAGAUCGACGUGCAUCACUGGACUCUCCAAGAGGGCAGCAUUGCGGUCCCAUAUCAGCUCUCGCGCCGGAGAGGACUGGGCGAGAUGGAUCAUUACCUGGACCACUACGCCCCAUUUGCCGAAGCCAUGUUCCGCGACAUGCGGCUGCCGCAGUCCCUGUCUGAGGCGCCCAUUUGGGACAGCUUGGAGAGGAAGGGCCUCAUCGACAAUUACCGACCCUCUGGAGAGCGCAAGUGGGGGUUUAGCCAGCGUCAUGUGGAUGUGUGGGACUUCGCCCGCCGCGACCUGCUCCUGGAUAUUCGAGAAGGAUAUGUGACUGCUGCCCGGCUUCUCUACGACAAGAGCUUUGGUGACCCCACACAGGAGGAGCCGAACGACAUGCUCAUGUUCUGCUUUCUGCUGCAGUAUGCCUUUGACGUCAGCAUUGAAGCGAUCAACGGCUUCUCGCGGGUCAUGCAGACCUUGUGCCCUCCUUUUCAGAAGGGGGAGUUGUUCCCACCGCUGUCUGGAGUUCAUGCGGGCGCGGUGUGCGUCGGCCUCAUGGACCGGGCCUCGCGGCUGGCCCGGGGCAAGGACACUCAGCUGGCGGUGGAGGCGGCGGAGUUUAACCAGGUGGUGAUGCAGCGCCUGGAGGAGAAGUUCUUCUUGAGCCCCAAGAUCUUCGAAGCCAUGGACCAGGACCAAAGCGGCGAGCUCUCCAUGAUGGAAUUUGUGGAGGGCAUGCGGAACAUCGAUAUGUACAAGGAGUUCCGACACGAGCGCGUGCCUGAAGACGUGCUGCGGAUGAUCGUCGCGGACCUGGCCGAGCGGCUUUUUCAAGAGGUCGACGUGAAUGGAGAUGGCACCUUAACGGUGGAGGAGAUCGGCAUGGCCAUCCGAAGGCGGCGUGCCGAGGCUUUGAAGCAGCAGGAACAGCGGCAGUGGUUCCGCAAGCAAGUGACCGCCUUCCAGAAGAGGAUGGGCAUGAAGAAAGAGGAGGGCACCCGCAAGGAGGCGGUCCAGAAGGCGAAGGCGGAGGAGGUGGCAGUGAAGGUCAAGGAGCACAAGCGCCGCUUGGAGUGGCAGGCGGAGGUUGAGCGUGUGCAACCCCCCGACGCAGAGGCGGACAUCGACACCGGCAUUUCGGUGAGCCUCACUGUGUGAGCCAGAUCCAGACGGCUUUGAAGGUGCUGACGAUGACUUCGGCGACUCCGCGAAUAUGCUCACAGAUCUGGCGCGCACGAAGAGCCUGGUGAUGAGGAACUGCAGCCUGACCCUGAAGAUCUGGGAGUCUUGACAGUCUUGAGCAUGGAUGAUCCGUGCUCCGAGAAGACCCGGAUGUCGCUUGGAGAUCAAUGGCUAUGGUGCUGGUGGCGAGCAGAGUGAGUGCACAGAUUGGAAUCGUAGAGAGGCAGCGAGUACGGCUGAU
Effrenium voratum is the source of this 2708-nucleotide messenger RNA. Lineage: Eukaryota; Dinophyceae; Suessiales; Symbiodiniaceae. The record is from the annotation of a GenBank genome assembly.